UGCCUGACUACCUGUCACUGGAGUAACACCAGAGAGGGGUGCUGAGACACACGACAGUCGGGAUUACGUUUAUUCAGCGUCAACUUUUUUUUUAGAUUUCCAACUCGGAUAAACUCCCGACACAUUUUAAAAACUAGUUAGCGUCAGCGAAUCAUCUGCAUGACUAAAAGAACAAAAAACUUUGCUACAGAUUCAGCGCACUACACCAGCAUUUUAACUGUUGAGAGACUGUGCAUCUCAAGAAGUUUAAUUAAUGACUUAGGUUUAGCUAAUGAAUGCCUGGGGAGGAAUUAAUUCGCGUAUUUUGCAGUGAAACUACCACAUAGUUAGGUCCAGCCAUGUCAGCAUCACCUGUGCACUCAGCUCGGAUCAGGCGCAGCAAUGACGGGUCCCCCAUCAGCACCUCCUCCUCCUCCACAGCUGCAGCAUCAUCAUCCUCCGCCGGCAACACGAGCCGGUUGCAGCCCAUUCGCGCCACCGUGCCCUACCAGCUCUUGCGUGGAAAUCAGCAGCACAGCCCAACCCGCCCUCACUCCUCCUCCUCCAUCUCAGUCGGAAGCAACACAGAACCGACAGCAUCAGCCGAGCAGCGCAGCUCCAGUCCCGGCAGCCCGGCGCUCGACAGUCCGGCAGAAAGCGGCUCGCUGGACGCUCGUCUGAUCCCGCGGCAGAGGCGCUCUCCACCUGAGCACAGGAGCUCACCGGAGCGGUGCCCUCAUUCACCUGUACUUAGAGUUGAGAGGUCAAAGUCGCAACAGGUGCAGAUCACAGGUGCUAUCAGACGGUCUUCCUCUCUGGGUGCUAUCACCGGGCCUUACCUGGUAGGGCAGUGGCCACGUGAAUCCCACCGGCACAACCCCUCAUGCAUGAAAGACAAGUCCACACAGACUGCUGGAUGUUGGAGUGCCGAGAGUGAAGAGAAAGGGAGCACACACCAGCGCUCGGCAUCCUGGGGCAGCUCUGACCAUCUUAAAGAGAUUGCUAAGCUCAGGCUCCAGCUGCAGCGCAGUAAGCAGGGUGGAGGCCGUCAGUGUCAGGACAGUAAAGAGCGUCUCUCCCCCCUCCCCUGCUGCAGCAGCGCCUCCAUUACUGCCACUACCAUCAGCACAGCUCCGUCGUCCAUGUCGAAGCCAGCACAGAUGCCACUGGCCAACAUCACAGUGCCAAAGCCCUCCAUCUCCAGGGUUCCCAGCAGCAUGGAGGGCAUCAACCACGAGCUGGAGAAAGUCUUCAUCAAAGACAACGGAGAGAAAGAGGAGCUCAAGUCGCUGGAGGUUCCUGACGGGCGGCGGGCUCCGUUUCCUCCUCAGCAGCGCAGCAGCAGCAGUCGCGGUGUAGACACUCAGACGUCAUCAGUGCCUGGACGCUCCAGCAGCUGCUCCAGCCUGUCGCCCUGCCUCUCGCCCGCGUGCCCGCCCCGCUCACACGACGGCAGCCCGUACUCCACCGACGAGAUGCUGGACGACAGAGACAAAGACAGCGGCAGCAGUUCCCCCCUGCCUAAAUUCGCCUCGUCCCCGAAACCCAACAACAGCUACAUGUUCAAACGGGAGCCUCCAGAGGGCUGCGAGAAGAUCAAAGUGUUUGAGGAAAUGACGUCCAAACAGUCAGCCACCCUCCCCCUUUUCUCCUGCCCUGACAAAAACAAGGUCAACUUCAUCCCCACGGGCUCUGCGUUCUGCCCUGUCAAGCUCCCGGGAUCCCUCCUCCAGCCGAAAGAGGAAAGCCAGGCCGGCCCCAGCGGCUCACACCACCACCACCAUCACAUGGCCACUCAGGUCUCCACCAGCACGAGCACAGACGACCCUCCCGAAUCUCCCUCUCAACAGCAGGAGGCGCCCUCAGAAUCGGCCUCCCAGCCUCAGAACUUUGAAGUCAGCUAAACGCGGCAGAGCUGGUCUCGGUCGCGCCGCUCCGCUCCGCUCCUGUGUAGAGGACCGUCCGUUCCCCGCCCCCAAACUUCCUCUUCUCUCUCUGAUGGACCCCACCUUUGUGCUGAAUCCUUACUAUCUGCAUGGCAUAGCAACUGUGGCCCGAACGAGAAUCACAAACGCAGCCGAGGGGUUCGAGUAUGUGGCAAUGCCAUGCUUCGGUGUCUGGAUGGGAACGGCGUCUGAAGGAUGCGUUUUGGGAGAAGGACCUUUAGAAUAUGCAUAUCAAAAAUUCAAAUGGCUUCACUGUUAUCUCGAUAAAUGAGUGAGCGUCUCACAUUAAAAUCAUAUUCAUUAAAUUAGCCUAUCGAUAAGUCCAGCUACAUUCCAGAAAUUCCCAUUUUGAUUUUUUAGUGUAAGAUGUGGAUGCGUUCGCAGGUAGUUUUCCAUCUGAUUGGAUUCCGUGUUGCAACGGCACAGCUGUUUUCAAACGCAGCUUUGCUUUCCUUUGCUUAAAAUUUAAGCAAAGUGGCUUUUGUAUGAGCACUAUAAUCAGCGCAAAGCGAGGGGUCGCCUUCGAAAACACCGCCGAUUUACAAGGAGAAAGACGACUGAUGCUUUCAGGAAGGUCUUAAUAGUGUCAGGGCAUGCAUUUAAAACUGAUCGUAUGUUUAACAUUAAAUGAUGUGUCGUGUUCUCUUUCAACAUCCACAGUACGAAUAAGCUCUCUCUCUAUCGAUAUAUCUAUAUAUGAGAAAUCUAUAUAUAAAGAAGUAAGCUUGUAUGAAUUUAAAACCGUGUAUUGCUGUGUUAUGUACAUUAUGGGAAAUGAGCUGCACUCCACGGGUUGACGACUGUCCAGGUUUCCUACCUUCUGACCAUGAUGCAGAAAGAGAAAAACACAGAAAUAGUACUAAAGGUUUUGUUUUCACACCUUGAGGCACGGUGUCGGCCUGCGGCCUCGCUUCGGGUGCAUCACACACGGUUUAAACUCAGGUAAAACUCCCAUUCAGAUCCGUCCCAUCACAUUCCAUGUGGAGAGGAUUGGGUCGGACACACUGUGUGUUGAAAACAUUAGACAACCCUCAUGAGUCAGACGUGCGUCAUCACUGUCACUAUAUGACAUGCAUUCAAAUUUAAUAAAGACAAACAACAGCCCAGAUCACAGGUUCGAGGAGAUGCAUUUUCUAGUGGCAUGUCAAAAAAAAAACUUAUUUAUUAAAUGAAAUCCUAUUUAUUUACACCUAUUACUUUUAAACAUUUAAUUUCUUCAUUUUAUACGUAUUAUUGUGACAUUGCAACUUUAUUCUCAAAAUCUUCUCAAUUUUUUUUUUACUUUAACAUGCUACUAGGACAUGCUACUGGGGAUGCGUCUAAAAUAAAAGGAAGAAAUGUCUUGCUAAAAUAAAGAAAAAAAAAACAUUGUUUUGUGUAAUGGAAUGAAGGGUAUUUUUAAGGCCAUUAAAAUAGCCUCUUUUUUGGCAUUGUGACAUUUUCUUAAUGAAUUGUACCGUAUUUUUCGGACUAUAAGUCGCACCUGAGUAUAAGUCGCAUCAGUCCAAAAAUACAUCACGAUGAGGAAAAAAACAUAUAUAAGUCGCACUGGACUAUAAGUCGCAUUUAUUUAGAACCAAGAGAAAACAUUUAUUUAUUUAGAACCCUCUCGCAACUGGAGACGGUAAUGUUUUCUCUUGGAUCAUGUCUCUUAGUUAAUUUCUCUCGGUUCAUGUCAAAUUAAUUUUGAUAAGUUGCACCUGACUAUAAGUCGCAGGACCAGCCAAACUAUGAAAAAAAGUGUGACUUAUAGUCCGGAAAAUACGGUAAUUGUAUUACAUGACAUUAAUUCAUUAAAAUCAUUGUAAAUUAAAAUAAUUUUAACAAAUGCACUAAAUGCACAACGUAUAUAUGAUUAAUAAACAAAAAAGUCAUACUACAUAAUAUUUUCCACAUUAUGGUAUUGUAAAUUUGAGGAUUCAUGAACUUAAUCAUCAAAAAUGUCGCAAUGCAAAAUGUCGAACUGGCGUAAAACACUGUCAAAAUGAUCGCUGUGAUAAUUAGCUAUCACAAAUUAAAAUUCAACAGAAUCAGUCAUUUCAACUUACAUAAGUGUAUUGUGCUUGACGUACAACUAUAAGUUGAGUUAACCAGUUAUAUAGAUAUUUGUUAAUUUAAUAUAAUAAGCUGUUAGAACUAGCAGCAUUUUUAUAUAGUGAACCAAUCUUUAUUUUAUUUGAACCUAAUUUGGGAGGAAAUAUGAAAUUGACCGCUUUUAUGAGAUUCACCUAAAAGCAUGGUUUUAUACAAGCAGGACAUAUCUCGGUCAUAAAACACCAUGCCUCAAAUAUAUAAAUCAAUCUGCCCAAAGAGAGUGUAUCCGUUCACAUUACCAUACAUGUUUAUAUGUACGUUGGCUGUUGUGGCGAAAAAAGCAUGCAUUCAUGAUUUCACUGAUUAUGAAUAACAAUAAUCAACUUUUUGUCCAAAUGACAGGCAAGCAUGAUUUGGCAAAAAUAUUGAUUUAUUCAUCUCAUGAGAUCAACCAUUGGCACCCAACAUAAUAAUACAUGAUUAAUAUAAAAAGGCUUUAAAAGUAACAAUGCUACCUUUUAUACUGCACCUUAUAUCGAAAGACCAAGUAGUUAAGUCAAAGAUGAAGCUGGUUUUGGUAAGUGAAGGGUUUGCAAUAAUCAUACUCUUUUGUUUUAAAUGCUUGAAUAUCUGCACCAUUUCGUUUCCAUUCCAUGCAUGUGUGAUUCUGGAGCCGAAUCGGCACACAGCCCUAGCCAUCGACUGCUAUCUAAACCAGCACUGCAGUGUAAGAGCACAUUGCUGGCCAUCGCGGGAGAUGUGUUUGAAGAUCAGGUGAAUAUGUCAGGCUGACCUGCUGUCUGUUCACAUGGCAAUAAAGCAUUGUGUUGUUGUGACUGUACAAACCAGAUGUGUGCGUGAAUGGAGGAUGUCAUUUGAUUUGAAGGGGGAAAAUAUUGACGAAAGAACAAAACUGUUUUGGAAGCAUAUCAUGCUGGGUUGCUUCAACCCAACUUUGGGUCAAAUAUUGACUAACCCCGCCUUUGGUUUAAACAUUUCAUAAAAAAAAAAAAAAAGCCUGGGUUGGUCCAUAUUUGACCCAAAGUUGGAUUGAAACAAUCCAUCAUUUUUUAGAGUGUGAUAACUCUUUGCCAGUUCUCACGUCAAGAAAAUGAUUUUAAAACCUUGUUGCUUGAAUUGUUUUUCUGUGGCACAGGCUGCUGAGUUUGCAUACGGUUAUAGGCACACUGUCCAUGUUUGGUGACUGUAUAGAAAUAACAGUAUCAAAAGCCACACUUUCUUCAACUUUUAGCCUCAGGCGGCUAAUUGGAACCUUGUGUUUUAUUUAAAUUAAAUAAACAUUAUAAUUAAAA
Molecule: messenger RNA, 5272 nt
Organism: Carassius gibelio (silver crucian carp)
Lineage: Eukaryota; Metazoa; Chordata; Actinopteri; Cypriniformes; Cyprinidae
Product: glucocorticoid-induced transcript 1 protein
Exons: 8
Coding region: 339-1883 (514 amino acids)
Biological process (GO): podocyte development
Cellular component (GO): cytoplasm
Source: RefSeq, a predicted model, not a curated record